Molecule: messenger RNA, 1471 nt
Organism: Saccostrea echinata
Lineage: Eukaryota; Metazoa; Mollusca; Bivalvia; Ostreida; Ostreidae
Product: neuromedin-U receptor 2-like
Exons: 2
Coding region: 61-1302 (413 amino acids)
Biological process (GO): G protein-coupled receptor signaling pathway
Cellular component (GO): plasma membrane
Molecular function (GO): G protein-coupled receptor activity
Source: RefSeq, a predicted model, not a curated record
AUAUACAUGUAGUAUGGGAGAAAUAUUCAGCUUAGUAAAAGUUUCUGAGGAUAUAUAACAAUGAUGAUGUUCUAUAAUGACACUGAGGAAUCCCAACUUCAGGAAUGGAACGGGCAUAUGGCCCUCGUUUUUAUCCCAGCAACAGCGUUUCUAGCGCUGUGUUUCGUGGUGGGAACUGUUGCCAACCCAACAGUUGUCAUAGUCGUCUUGUUUCGGAUGAAGAGUUCUAGAGAUGAUCGCUAUUUCAUUCCAUUCCUUUCCUUUGUUGAUCUCCUAGGAUUAACAUUAAAUUGCUUGGGAGCCUGGUUGCAGUAUUUUCCCUAUGUUCACGACAACGACAGUCUGUUCAUUCCUUGUAAAUUGUAUUGGUUUGGAACCUCAGGCAUCGCAUCUUUUUCAGCAUUCAUUUUGAUUGCCAUUGCUAUUCAAAGAUAUCUUAAAAUUUGUAGACCACACGGAAAACAGAUGGAUCUGAAAAUCAGACGAUUGUAUUUGGCAGUGGCGUUAUUUAUAUCAGCUAUCAUCGCAUUUCCAUUUACAUUAUUUUACGACAUGGCUCCAAUAGAAAGUCGCAUGUAUAACGUCACUGGGUACAUUUGUUCACGUGGACAGAGCAAGUGGCUGAACAACGAACCUGUCAUAUACAGCGUUACUAUUGCAUCCCUCGUGUUUAUUAACAUUCUUCUUUUAAUGAUAAUCUAUUGUUCCAUAGGAAAAACUAUUUACAGGCAAACGCGUUUAAAGAAUAGACGAAAAUUGAGCGCCAAACGCAGAAUGGGAAGAAUUAAUCUCGAAUCCAGCUUCGAUGUGGAAUCGCUGAACGAACGAGAAAACGUGACUUUGAAAAAUGGUCAAGCUGAUGAUAUUUCAGAAUACUCCGAUUGGACACUGGACAGACGAGGAAACAAUAAGAAAAGAUUCGUUGGAUCGGAGAUGUCCACUUUGCCAGAAUACCCUACAGGGAAUUCCUUUGACCUGGACAAAAUGAGAGACAUCCGAGGUAAAACAAAAUCUCUGCAGCAUUAUCGCCAUCUCCGAAAAAGAAUUGAUCGGUUCACGUGGAUGUUCCUUAUAAUGACAAUGGUGGCAAUGGUCAGUUAUGUUCCUAGAGCUACUCUGCUUAUGUUCGAGUCACUGGACUCCCAAUUUUGGAUAAGUUUUCCAGAUUUUUGGAGAAGUGUUGUGGAGGUAGCUUACCGUCUCCAUGCCUUGCAUCACGCGUGCAAUGCUUUGAUAUACGGGUAUUUUGAUACACGUUUUCGCGCCGAGGUUAAAAAGUUUUGUAAACGGGUGUCUGAAUGAUAAAUGAAAUACUUCUUAGGAUAGGACUGGAAUUCACUGACCUUUACCUGACUUUCUCUCUAUAGAGAUAGAACUGAGAAAAAUUAACUAAAUAUCAAAUAAAUACCAUCAAAGGGACAAUCUGAAAUCUCGCUAUAUUCCUCAAAUAUAGACUUUAUCUAGUCCAUGA